AUGGAAAAUCGAGGUCUACUUGGGGAAGAGCGCUCACAGAGAACAUUCGACUCUCGGAAAUUGGAUCUGACUGUGCAAGUGAAGAUUGCCCAACUGCGAGCACAUGAAGCAGCACCACAUUUGCUUACUCAAUCUAGUCGUGAAAAAGGAAUCAUACCAUUGGAAAUUACACGCUGCGCCGCGGCGGGCGUCUUUCCAUGCUAA
This is a messenger RNA of Plasmopara halstedii, 204 nucleotides long. RefSeq lists its product as uncharacterized. The transcript has 2 exons. The record is from RefSeq and is a predicted model, not a curated record. Bases 1 to 204 code for a protein of 67 amino acids. Lineage: Eukaryota; Oomycota; Peronosporomycetes; Peronosporales; Peronosporaceae.